GCCGCCAGUCGCGCUCCGACCGCGCCGACGACCGCACGCCCUCACGCGCGCCUCGCCGCUCGCCAACACCACGGCAGGCUCACCGCCACCCCCGUCGCACGCCCGCGCCCGCUCCAUGCGCACCUGACACCGCCUGUCGCACCGCUCGCACUGCCCGCAACCGCCGCAACGUCCCGCUCCGGACUCCGGCGACCACCUUCGCAAAAUGAUCCCACGCCGCAAACACAACGCGUCGUCCGGCUCGCUGCCGCCGCCCGACGACAAGCACGCCAGCAACGAUUAUAUCCUGACCGACAGCGAGGCGCGGUGCGGCUGGCGCGCUGCGUUGCGGCGACGCUUCAAUCGUAAAACUCUGCACAAGCGACUUCCCGUGACAUCGUGGCUGCCACAGUACAAUGCGGAGAAGGCAGUGGGCGACCUGAUCGCGGGCAUCACCGUGGGUCUAACGGUGAUCCCGCAGUCACUGGCAUACUCGAACAUCGCCGGGCUGCCGCCGCAGUACGGGCUGUACGGCUCGUUCCUGGGCUGCUUCGUGUACAUCGUGCUGGGCGGGUGUCGCGCCGUGCCCGCAGGCCCCACCGCCAUCGCCUCGCUGCUCACGUACCAGGUGGCGGGCGGCGUAGUCGAGAAGGCCAUUCUCCUCGCCUUCCUGGCCGGUCUAGUGGAACUGCUGAUGGGCGUGCUGGGGCUAGGGUUCCUCAUCAACUUCGUGUCAGGCCCGGUGUCCUCGGGCUUCACGUCGGCAGUGGCGCUCAUGAUCGCCACCUCGCAAGUGAAGGACCUGUUCGCGAUCUCAGUGAGCGGCACCACGUUCCUGCAGCAGUGGAUCUCAAUAUUCCGCAACCUACACGCCGCUUCGCUCUGGGACCCCGUGCUCGGCUUCUCCUGUAUCGCGCUGCUACUUAUCAUGCGGAAAAUCGGUAUGAUAAAACUGGGUGCAAAGUCUGAGGAUGGUCCAAGCACAAGACAAAAAGUGAUAAGCAAGUGUCUGUGGAUGGUGAGCACGUGCCGCAACGCCAUCGUGGUGGUGGCCACCGGCCUGCUGGGCUUCUGGUUCGUGGCCACGUACGGCCAGCCCCCCGUGCGCCUCAUGGGGCCGAUCCCGUCGGGCGUGCCGCUGCCGCAGCUGCCGCCGUUCAGCUACGUCCGCGCCGACAACUCCACGGCCGACUUCCUGGACAUGGUGUCGGAGAUGGGCUCCGGCCUGCUCGUCAUCCCGCUCAUCGUGCUGCUCGAAGACAUCGCUAUCUGCAAGGCUUUCUCCGACGGCCGCACUAUCGACGCCACGCAGGAGAUGAUCGCGCUCGGCGUCGCGGGUAUCGCCAAUUCCUUCAUGCAGGCGUACCCGGGCGGUGGAUCCCUGGCGCGCUCCGUGGUCUCCAACGGGUCUGGCGUUAAGACCACCCUCAACGGCCUGUACACUGGCGUGAUGGUCAUUCUGGCGUUGCAAUUCUUCACUCAGUACUUCGAAUACAUCCCGAAGGCAGCACUGGCGGCCGUCAUCGUAUCUGCCAUAUUGUUCAUGGUGGAAUACAACGUGAUCAAGCCAAUGUGGCGAGCCAAGAAGCUGGACCUCAUUCCCGGAGUAGGCACGUUCGUGCUGUGCCUGACACUGCCCAUAGAGCUGGGCAUCCUCACCGGCGUCAUCGUCAACAUCAUCUUCAUCCUGUACCACGCGGCGCGGCCCAAGCUGUCCGUCGAGAUGCUCAAGACGGAGCACGGCGUGGAGUACCUGAUGAUCACGCCGGACCGCUGCCUGAUGUUCCCGUCCGUGGACUACGUGCGCCGCCUGGUGACGAAGCACGCGGCGUCGAGCUCGGUGCCCGUGGUCAUCGAGUGCACCCACAUCUACAGCGCCGACUACACGGCCGCCAAGAGCAUCGAGCAGCUCACGGCCGACUUCCACGCGCGCCGCCAGCCUCUGUACUUCUACAACGUCAAGCCCUCGGUCUGCUCCAUCUUCGAAGCCGUGGCCAAGCCCGAACACUUCGUGGUCUUCUACGAGGACGAGGAGCUGGACCGGCUGCUGGCCGCGGACGAGCGCCUCGAGCCUGCCAAGCUGGCGCCCCCGCUGGCGCCCGCCUAGCCGACCCAGUGUGAUAUUUAGAUAGAGACCUUACUAUAUGUAUACUGCAGAGGCAGAGUGUAUAUACGUUCCCCUCCGAGCGAGCCUGAGAGCCAUCGCUGCACGAACGCGGCGAUGUAAAAUGAUCUUGUUGUGUACAUACUAUACAGUUAGGUUACUGAGUAGACGUAGUCUGAGAGCUUAUGGCUGUGCGAGCUGUGAUCCUUCGUAGUAUGUGUGGUGUGCAUGUGACGCUCCGCUUCCCCCGAGGGCGAAGCUGACUUCAACUAAAUUAUCAACAUUUACGAGUAGAGACUAAAGAGUAACAAAGAGUGAUAGUAAUGCGUAGGAAUAAGCAUCGAUCUAUUUAUUUUGUAGGAAAUGAAGUACAACUUAGGAUACUGUAAUUACUUUAUUGUUAAGGGUUAAAAGCAAGCUUUAACUGGCCUCCGGAGCAGGCGGCCGUCAGAGAUAUUUACACGGCCCCGCUCUGCUCGCGGCUCGUGUACUUUAUCCAUUAUUUUGUGAUCCUCUACUAAUACGUUAAGUAAUAAAUCUAUUUUGGAGAUAAUAAAAUUAAUUUAAUAAAUAAUGUUAUGUCUUAAUAAUAUGAACAUUUGUUUAACGAUUGUGAUCUACUGUAUGAAUGUGAUGGUUGUUGUGCCGCGAAAGAUUUAAUGAAUUUAUUCAGUCACCGUUCUAAGAACAAAUUCAAUAAACUC
Spodoptera exigua (beet armyworm) is the source of this 2787-nucleotide messenger RNA. The record is from the annotation of a GenBank genome assembly. NCBI's taxonomy places the organism in Eukaryota, Metazoa, Arthropoda, Insecta, Lepidoptera, Noctuidae.